This is a messenger RNA of Haliotis rufescens (red abalone), 6081 nucleotides long. Its product is annotated as titin-like. The coding region runs from base 1 to 6081 and encodes 2026 amino acids. NCBI's taxonomy places the organism in Eukaryota, Metazoa, Mollusca, Gastropoda, Lepetellida, Haliotidae. The transcript has a single exon. The record is from RefSeq and is a predicted model, not a curated record.
AUGGAAGCUGAAUCACUAUGGACACUAGAAGCUGAUGCAACGAUACUUUCCGUUCCGCCAAGCGAGGGAGAAUAUGUAGCUGCUGCAGCUGGUAGAGUGUUUAGGCUAUUUGAGACAAGCAUGUUAGAUGCAGAACCAUACAGGUCUGAAGCAACAGUCCUUGUUCCACUAUCUGAUCCCGAGCUAACACCAUCGGACCCUGAACCCACACUUCCUUCUACAGUACCUGGCGUAAAAACAAAAGCUGUUAACGUGUUGUCAAAAACAGACAAUGUUUGCUCAGGGGAGAUAUACGAGUCAGGAAGGGAGGUUAACGCUGUUGGAUAUAUAUUUCCAUCACCACUCUCUCUAAUGAGACCGUCACUUGCUCUGGACGAGACGACGCUAGCAGCAUCAAACAAGCCGGUUGUUGACAUUAGUGUGCUGGCUGACAUACUUCCUUCACUACCUGAACUACUAGCAGCUGACACAGAGCCAUGGGUUCCACCUAACCCAGCAUUGGCAGGGCUUAGAGUAUUUGAAGGUGUCAAGGUGGCUGUUCCACCCGACACACCUGUUCCACUACCACCAGCGCUAGAACCACCUAAUCCACCUAAAGUAGAACUUGCAUCAGCGCCUAGAGUAUUUGAAGGUGCCAAAGUGGCUGUUCCACCCGACACACCUGUUCCACUACCACCAGCGCUAGAACCACCCGGUCCACCUAAAGUAGAACUUGCAUCACUGCCUAGAGUAUUUGAAGGUGUCAAGGUGGCUGUUCCACCCGACACACCUGUUCCACUACCACCAGCGCUAGAACCACCCGGUCCACCUAAAGUAGAUCUUGCAUCACCGCCUAGAGUAUUUGAAGGUGCCAAGGUGGCUGUUCCACCCGACACACCUGUUCCACUACCACCAGCGCUAGAACCACCUAAUCCACCUAAAGUAGAACUUGCAUCACCGCCUAAAGUAUUUGAAGGUGCCAAAGUGGCUGUUCCACCCGACACACCUGUUCCACUACCACCAGCGCUAGAACCACCUAAUCCACCUAAAGUGGAACUUGCAUCAGCGCCUAGAGUAUUUGAAGGUGUCAAAGUGGCUGUUCCACCCGACACACCUGUUCCACUACCACCAGCGCUAGAACCACCUAAUCCACCUAAAGUAGAACUUGCAUCACCGCCUAGAGUAUUUGAAGGUGUCAAGGUGGCUGUUCCACCCGACACACCUGUUCCACUACCACCAGCGCUAGAACCACCUAAUCCACCGAAAGUAGAACUUGCAUCACCGCCUAGAGUAUUUGAAGGUGCCAAGGUGGCUGUUCCACUCGACACACCUGUUCCACUACCACCAGCGCUAGAACCACCUAAUCCACCUAAAGUAGAACUUGCAUCACCGCCUAGAGUAUUUGAAGGUGCCAAAGUGGCUGUUCCACCCGACACACCUGUUCCACCACCACCAGCGCUAGAACCACCUAAUCCACCUAAAGUAGAACUUGCAUCACCGCCUAGAGUAUUUGAAGGUGCCAAAGUGGCUGUUCCACUCGACACACCUGUACCACUACCACCAGCGCUAGAACCACCUAAUCCACCUAAAGUAGAACUUGCAUCAGCGCCUAGAGUAUUUGAAGGUGCCAAAGUGGCUGUUCCACUCGACACACCUGUUCCACUACCACCAGCGCUAGAACCACCUAAUCCACCUAAAGUAGAACUUGCAUCACCGCCUAGAGUAUUUGAAGGUGCCAAAGUGGCUGUUCCACUCGACACACCUGUUCCACUACCACCAGCGCUAGAACCACCUAAUCCACCUAAAGUAGAACUUGCAUCACCGCCUAGAGUAUUUGAAGGUGCCAAAGUGGCUGUUCCACCCGACACACCUGUUCCACUACCACCAGCGCUAGAACCACCCGAUCCACCAAAAGUAGAACUUGCAUCACCGCCAAAAGUAUUUGAAGGUGCCAAAGUGGCUGUUCCACCCGACACACCUGUUCCACUACCACCAGCGCUAGAACCACCUAAUCCACCUAAAGUAGAUCUUGCAUCACCGCCUAGAGUAUUUGAAGGUGUUAAGGUGGCUGUUCCACCCGACACACCUGUUCCACUACCACCAGCGCUAGAACCACCCGGUCCACCUAAAGUAGAACUUGCAUCACCGCCUAGAGUAUUUGAAGGUGCCAAGGUGGCUGUUCCACCCGACACACCUGUUCCACUACCACCAGCGCUAGAACCCCCCGGUCCACCUAAAGUAGAACUUGCAUCACCGCCUAAAGUAUUUGAAGGUGCCAAAGUGGCUGUUCCACCCGACACACCUGUUCCACUACCACCAGCGCUAGAACCACCUAAUCCACCGAAAGUAGAACUUGCAUCACCGCCUAGAGUAUUUGAAGGUGUCAAGGUGGCUGUUCCACCCGACACACCUGUUCCACUACCACCAGCGCUAGAACCACCUAAUCCACCGAAAGUAGAACUUGCAUCACCGCCUAGAGUAUUUGAAGGUGUCAAGGUGGCUGUUCCACCCGACACACCUGUUCCACUACCACCAGCGCUAGAACCACCUAAUCCACCGAAAGUAGAACUUGCAUCAGCGCCUAGAGUAUUUGAAGGUGCCAAGGUGGCUGUUCCACCCGACACACCUGUUCCACUACCACCAGCGCUAGAACCACCCGGUCCACCUAAAGUAGAACUUGCAUCAGCGCCUAGAGUAUUUGAAGGUGUCAAGGUGGCUGUUCCACCCGACACACCUGUUCCACUACCACCAGCGCUAGAACCACCUAAUCCACCUAAAGUAGAACUUGCAUCACCGCCUAGAGUAUUUGAAGGUGUCAAGGUGGCUGUUCCACCCGACACACCUGUUCCACUACCACCAGCGCUAGAACCACCUAAUCCACCGAAAGUAGAACUUGCAUCAGCGCCUAGAGUAUUUGAAGGUGCCAAGGUGGCUGUUCCACCCGACACACCUGUUCCACUACCACCAGCGCUAGAACCACCCGAUCCACCUAAAGUAGAACUUGCAUCACCGCCUAGAGUAUUUGAAGGUGCCAAGGUGGCUGUUCCACUCGACACACCUGUUCCACUACCACCAGCGCUAGAACCACCUAAUCCACCUAAAGUAGAACUUGCAUCACCGCCUAGAGUAUUUGAAGGUGCCAAAGUGGCUGUUCCACUCGACACACCUGUUCCACUACCACCAGCGCUAGAACCACCUAAUCCACCUAAAGUAGAACUUGCAUCAGCGCCUAGAGUAUUUGAAGGUGCCAAAGUGGCUGUUCCACCCGACACACCUGUUCCACUACCACCAGCGCUAGAACCACCCGGUCCACCUAAAGUAGAACUUGCAUCAGCGCCUAGAGUAUUUGAAGGUGCCAAAGUGGCUGUUCCACCCGACACACCUGUUCCACUACCAACAGCGCUAGAACCACUUGAUCCACCUAAAGUAGAACUUGCAUCACCGCCUAGAGUAUUUGAAGGUGUCAAGGUGGCUGAUCCACCCGACACACCUGUUCCACUACCACCAGCGCUAGAACCACCCGAUCCACCUAAAGUAGAACUUGCAUCACCGCCUAGAGUAUUUGAAGGUGCCAAAGUGGCUGUUCCACCCGACACACCGGUUCCACUACCACCAGCGCUAGAACCACCCGAUCCACCUAAAGUAGAACUUGCAUCAGCGCCUAGAGUAUUUGAAGGUGCCAAAGUGGCUGUUCCACCCGACACACCUGUUCCACUACCACCAGCGCUAGAACCACCCGGUCCACCAAAAGUAGAACUUGCAUCACCGCCUAGAGUAUUUAAAGGUGUCAAGGUGGCUGUUCCACCCGACACACCUGUUCCACUACCACCAGCGCUAGAACCACUUGAUCCAACUAAAGUAGAACUUGCAUCAGCGCCUAGAGUAUUUGAAGGUGUCAAGGUGGCUGUUCCACCCGACACACCUGUUCCACUACCACCAGCGCUAGAACCACCCGGUCCACCAAAAGUAGAACUUGCAUCACCGCCUAGAGUAUUUAAAGGUGUCAAGGUGGCUGUUCCACCCGACACACCUGUUCCACUACCUCCAGCGCUAGAACCACUCGAUCCAACUAAAGUAGAACUUGCAUCAGCGCCUAGAGUAUUUGAAGGUGCCAAGGUGGCUGUUCCACCCGACACACCUGUUCCACUACCACCAGCGCUAGAACCACCUAAUCCACCUAAAGUAGAACUUGCAUCACCGCCUAGAGUAUUUGAAGGUGUCAAGGUGGCUGUUCCACCCGACACACCUGUUCCACUACCACCAGCGCUAGAACCACCUAAUCCACCUAAAGUAGAACUUGCAUCACCGCCUAGAGUAUUUGAAGGUGUUAAGGUGGCUGUUCCACCCGACACACCUGUUCCACUACCACCAGUGCUAGAACCACCUAAUCCACCUAAAGUAGAACUUGCAUCAGCGCCUAGAGUAUUUGAAGGUGCCAAGGUGUCUGUUCCACCCGACACACCUGUUCCACUACCACCAGCGCUAGAACCACCCGGUCCACCUAAAGUAGAACUUGCAUCACCGCCUAGAGUAUUUGAAGGUGCCAAAGUGGCUGUUCCACCCGACACACCUGUUCCACUACCACCAGCGCUAGAACCACCCGGUCCACCUAAAGUAGAACUUGCAUCACCGCCUAGAGUAUUUGAAGGUGCCAAGGUGGCUGUUCCACCCGACACACCUGUUCCACUACCACCAGCGCUAGAACCACCUAAUCCACCUAAAGUAGAACUUGCAUCAGCGCCUAGAGUAUUUGAAGGUGUCAAGGUGGCUGAUCCACCCGACACACCUGUUCCACUACCAACAGCGCUAGAACCACUUGAUCCACCUAAAGUAGAACUUGCAUCAGCGCCUAGAGUAUUUGAAGGUGUCAAGGUGGCUGAUCCACCCGACACACCUGUUCCACUACCACCAGCGCUAGAACCACCCGAUCCACCUAAAGUAGAACUUGCCUCACCGCCUAGAGUAUUUGAAGGUGCCAAGGUGGCUGUUCCACCCGACACACCUGUUCCACUACCACCAGCGCUAGAACCACCCGGUCCAGCUAAAGUAGAACUUGCAUCAGCGCCUAGAGUAUUUGAAGGUGCCAAAGUGGCUGUUCCACCCGACACACCUGUUCCACUACCACCAGCGCUAGAACCACUUGAUCCACCUAAAGUAGAACUUGCAUCAGCGCCUAGAGUAUUUGAAGGUGUCAAGGUGGCUGAUCCGCCCGACACACCUGUUCCACUACCACCAGCGCUAGAACCACCCGAUCCACCUAAAGUAGAACUUGCAUCACCGCCUAGAGUAUUUGAAGGUGCCAAGGUGGCUGUUCCACCCGACACACCUGUUCCACUACCACCAGCGCUAGAACCACCCGGUCCAGCUAAAGUAGAACUUGCAUCAGCGCCUAGAGUAUUUGAAGGUGCCAAAGUGGCUGUUCCACCCGACACACCUGUUCCACUACCACCAGCGCUAGAACCACUUGAUCCACCUAAAGUAGAACUUGCAUCAGCGCCUAGAGUAUUUGAAGGUGUCAAGGUGGCUGAUCCGCCCGACACACCUGUUCCACUACCACCAGCGCUAGAACCACCCGAUCCACCUAAAGUAGAACUUGCAUCACCGCCUAGAGUAUUUGAAGGUGCCAAGGUGGCUGUUCCACCCGACACACCUGUUCCACUACCACCAGCGCUAGAACCACCCGAUCCACCUAAAGUAGAACUUGCAUCAGCGCCUAGAGUAUUUGAAGGUGUCAAGGUGGCUGUUCCACCCGACACACCUGUUCCACUACCACCAGCGCUAGAACCACCCGAUCCACCUAAAGUAGAACUUGCAUCAGCGCCUAGAGUAUUUGAAGGUGUCAAGGUGGCUGUUCCACCCGACACACCUGUUCCACUACCACCAGCGCUAGAACCCCCUAACCCACCAACACUUGCGCUAGAACCACUUGAUCCACCUAAAACAGUACUUGCAUCACCCCCAAAGCCUGGAGUAUUUGAGGGAACCACGGUGGCUGUUCCGCCUCGUCCACUUUCACCAGCACUAGACCCAGGCCCAAUACUGACGUCAGAGCUUGGAGGUAGAGAGGAGGUAAGUGGGAGGUUAGAAAGAGUCACGGGUUGA